Sitophilus oryzae (rice weevil) is the source of this 2073-nucleotide messenger RNA. RefSeq lists its product as uncharacterized. NCBI's taxonomy places the organism in Eukaryota, Metazoa, Arthropoda, Insecta, Coleoptera, Curculionidae. The record is from RefSeq and is a predicted model, not a curated record. The transcript has 2 exons. Gene Ontology annotation, cellular component: membrane; septate junction. Gene Ontology annotation, biological process: regulation of tube size, open tracheal system; septate junction assembly. The coding region runs from base 309 to 1010 and encodes 233 amino acids.
CCCGUCUACUUACAAAGCGACGUUGGCUGAAGCUCCCAACACACGAUACGUUUUACCUGGUUUUACUUACGGUUGUGUUAUUGUUCUUGGCAGGCGUGGUCGGUGGCCGUUGUUGUUUGUUUCUUCAUUAACUAAAAAUACGUUUGUUACUUUGUUAGUGAUCUUCAAGUGUCAGAGUGAUCGUUUGUUGUGCAAGGAGGAAAUGUUUACUUGAGUCUUCCACUCCAAUUGCCAACUAUACAUUUUUUAUCGCUAAUGAAGACGCCUUCAUCAUUCAGAAGUAUCCUGUUUAAAUAUUACAUGACUAAAUGAGUUUAGAGAGGGUCCCUGCUACUGAAGAAGACGAAGAAGAGAUGAAGAAAAGAUCCCUGGCCGGCAACGUCGCCAUCGGCUUCGUCCUGGUGGCCUUCGUGCUCAUCGCCGUAGCCUUCGCCACUCCCAGCUGGCUGGUCUCGGACUACCGCAUCACGGGAGCCCGCCUGGACCGCUUCGGCCUCUGGAGCCACUGUUUCAGAUCGCUGCCCGACCCCGUCGACGUCAACCAGCGAAGAUUCUUCGUGGGCUGCCGCUGGAUCUACGACCCCUUCACCACCGGCUACGACCAGAUCCGAGGCUACCUGGUACCUCCGUUCUUGGUGGCCACCCAGUUCUUCUUCACGCUGUGUUUCCUGGCAGCGCUAGUGAGCGCCGUGCUCACCCUGUUGUACUUCCUGUGCUGCGGGCCGGACAUGGACCAGUACGUUAUGCUGAUCAAAUCGAACGCGUUGAUUCUACUGGUCGGGGGGUUAUCGGGAGCUAUAGCGGUUAUUGUAUUCGCUAGCUGCGCGAAUAAGAAGGGUUGGAUGCCUGGCCACGAUAACAAUUUCUUUGGGUGGUCGUUCGCGUUGGGGUGCAUCGGGGUGGUGGCUGCGUUGAUAGCGUCGACGUUGCUGUUUGUCGAUGGUCACGUGCAGCAAAGGAAAAAAGAUAAAGUGAAAGAUUCGCAAUUGAAGUUUGAAAUGGAACAUUAAUAAUCGUUUUAUGAAUAAUUUCCAAUAGGUAAAAGUAUGUGCAAACAUGUUGUAUAAUUUCAUUAUAUGAUUAUGCCAAGAUGUCCUAGUUUUAGAAUCAGUGCUAUUCAAUUUUUUCUGCAAAUUCUUAUAAAUAAAACGUCAUAUAAUAUAUCCGUCCAAAUUUCAAGAAAAAAACCUAUGCCGUAACAAAUUCCUUCCUAAAUCAUAUCUACUGUCUCGGAUGCUUUUUUCUCUUGCAUUGUUUUUAAUAAACCUGCUUUCUACAUCUCCAUCGUCUUACUAACUUUUUCACGGGAUUUUUCGUAUUAAAAAUAUUGAAUGAUGUGAAUGAUGGCUCACUUACCUGAAAAAUGAUGGAAGAACGAGAACUAUCUAUAUGUUAACAUCAUUAUUGGUUGUACCAUACGAUAAAAAAAUGGCGCCAAAGACGGCUCGGGAAUGACAAUCGAUGAUACUUUUGACGAGGUCAAGCCCUGGACGUCAUUACUUGGCCUUUGUUCUUUAUUUUUUAAUUGUGCUUACAGCUGCCCUUAAGAAGGUUGUAAUUUAUUUUUAUUUGGUUAAAAAUGAUAUUUAAAUGGUGUAUUUGGUAAAUGUAGUUGGUCUCGUAAGUAGUAAAAUUCGAAAAAAAAUAAUUUUUUAGAAAUAGAUUUCUGAAUGAAACGUUCUAAUCUUUUUUAAUCCUUCUUUGAUUAGUACUAAUUUUUGACCAGUUUAUGCCAAUUUUUAGUAAAAGAUAUCUAGAGAUUGACCUCGCCAAAAUUUCGAUGAUAAUUUUGUCAUUCCCAGCCCUCUUGACGCCCUUUUUUUCUAUCAUACGGUACCUUUGUCCAUGCAAGUAUAUACGAUUAAGGAACUUUUUAAGGAGAGCUUUUUUUCAGCCUCUCUUUGUUACCAGAGAAAUUUAUUGGCAUUAACAGCAGCUUUGCUGAAUUUGUAAAUAGUAUCAUUUUUGAUUUGCAAGAGAAAGUGAGAUUUUGAUGUAAUUUCUAAAAUAAAGUAAAAUGUAAAGUCCCUACGGUAUUUAAACUAAAUAGUAUUGAAGAAAAAAAGGGGACGC